AUGCCACCCAAGGCCACCUCCGACGCCUUCACCGGCACCUCGCCGGGGCGCCAGGCCUCAUCCAGGUUUAUUCCACCCCACCAAGAGGGCAACAGUGCCGGCUUUAUCUUAUCGCUGCGUUUCCAACCCAACCAAACUCCAGCCGCGGGCGAUGACCCCAGCGGGCUCCGGAGGCUGGCAGGGCAGGAGCAGGCACGGGGCAUGGAGCCGAAACCCUCCCGGUGCCAAGGCGGCGAUGGGUGGUUUCGGGAGAACCUGCAGGACGUGCUGCCCUCCCUGCCCUCCCAGGAUGACUAUUUCCUCCUGAAAUGGCUCCGAGGUAACCCCAGGCACGUCGAGGUCCGCAAGCACAUGGACGCUGACAACAUCAUCGCCUGGGAGGCCCCCGAGGUGAUCAGGAAGUACAUGUCGGGGGGGAUGUGCGGCUACGACCGGGAGGGCAGCCCCAUCUGGUACGAGAUCAUCGGGCCGCUGGACGCCAAGGGGCUGCUCUUCUCCGCCUCCAAGCAGGACCUGCUCAAGAACAAGUUCCGCGACUGCGAGGUGCUGCGGUGCGAGUGCGAGCAGCAGAGCCAGAAGGCCCUCAGGCGCCUGUUUAUCGUGAAGGCCCCCAAGAUCUUCCCCGUGGCCUACAACCUCAUCAAGCACUUCCUGAGCGAGGACACCCGCAAGAAGGUCGUGGUCCUGGGAUCCAACUGGAAGGAGGUCCUGCAGAAGUACAUUGACCCCGAGCAGAUUCCGGUGGAAUACGGGGGCACCCUGAUGGACCCCAACGGGGACCCUAAGUGCCCGAGCAAGAUCAACUACGGGGGGGACGUGCCCCAGCACUACUACGUGCGGGACCAGCUGGCGCAGCAGUACGAGCACACGGUGGUGGUCAACCGCGGCUCGUCCCACCAGGUCGAGUACGAGAUCCUCUUCCCCGGCUGCGUCCUCAGGUGGCAGUUCAGGUCGGAGGGAGCUGACGUGGGUUUCGGGGUGUACCUGAAGACCAAGAUCGGGGAGCGGCAGCGGGCGGGCGAGAUGACCGAGGUCUACCCCAACCAACGCUACAACUCCCACAUGGUGCCCGAGGACGGCUCCAUCACCUGCUCCACGCCCGGCAUCUCACCAACACCGAGUACUGGUACCGGAUACCAGCACCGCACACCGGGCACUGACACUGGGUACCGGUACUGCAACACCGGCACCGAUACCGGGUACCAGCACCACGCAGCGGCCACCGGUCACUGUCACCGGGACUGUGCACCAGCACCGAUACCGGGUGCUGGCACCAUGCACCGGCACCAUGCACUGACACUGGUCACUGUCACCGGUACUGGCACCGGGACGGUGGAUUUCCUGAUGGACUCCAGCCUCCGCAAGCUCUACAGGGUGCCGGGAGAGCCCCCGGCCCCACACUGA
Molecule: messenger RNA, 1404 nt
Organism: Aptenodytes forsteri (emperor penguin)
Lineage: Eukaryota; Metazoa; Chordata; Aves; Sphenisciformes; Spheniscidae
Product: SEC14-like protein 2
Exons: 11
Coding region: 1-1404 (467 amino acids)
Cellular component (GO): cytoplasm
Source: RefSeq, a predicted model, not a curated record